AGACACCGCGCAAACCGGCGCGUCCCAACCGGCCACAGACACCUGUUCCACCAACCCCACUCUGCUCCCUUCAAAACAGUGCUGCCGCCCCUCCCGCCCCUCCCUGGCGCCUCGACGAAGUCUCGCGAGAUUUCUCAGUUCCUCGGCUCCUCCGCGAAGUCUCGCGAGAUUCCUCUGCCUCCUGCCCCGGCUCCUCAGCGAAGUCUCGCGAGACUUCUUAGCUCCCGGCGCCUCCGCGAAGUCUCGCGAGAACUCGCGCCGCUCUUCCCCGCUCUCGCGAGCACGGCUCUCUCUCUGCCCUGCGCACGCCGACGGGAUGCCUUCCAGACUAAGGAAGACCCGGAAGCUGAGGGGACACGUCAGCCACGGCCACGGCCGCGUUGGCAAACACAGGAAACAUCCUGGAGGUCGUGGUAAUGCUGGUGGUAUGCACCAUCACAGGAUUAACUUUGAUAAAUACCACCCCGGUUACUUUGGAAAAGUAGGAAUGAGGCACUAUCACUUAAAGAGAAACCAAAAGUUCUGUCCUACUCUCAAUUUGGAUAAACUCUGGACACUGGUCAGUGAACAGACAAGGGUCAAUUACGCAAAAAACGAGGCUGGACUGGCCCCAGUCAUUGAUGUUGUGCGCUCGGGCUACUACAAAGUCCUGGGCAAGGGGAAGCUGCCCAAGCAGCCUGUAAUUGUGAAAGCAAAGUUCUUCAGUAGAAGAGCAGAGGAGAAGAUCAAAGCAGUUGGUGGUGCCUGUGUCCUUGUGGCGUGAAGGCCUUUGUUUUAUUAAAAAAAUUUGAAUAAAGACAAUAUGUAAAAAUGA
Molecule: messenger RNA, 814 nt
Organism: Cuculus canorus (common cuckoo)
Lineage: Eukaryota; Metazoa; Chordata; Aves; Cuculiformes; Cuculidae
Gene: RPL27A
Product: ribosomal protein L27a
Exons: 5
Coding region: 317-763 (148 amino acids)
Biological process (GO): translation
Cellular component (GO): ribosome; cytosolic large ribosomal subunit
Molecular function (GO): structural constituent of ribosome
Source: RefSeq, a predicted model, not a curated record